AAAUAAAAGUGAGUUGAGUUGAGUAUUAUCGAGCGCAUGUUUUGUAUUACUCAAUACUUACUAGUAUGUUUGUAAUUUACGUGAAUAAUGUAGAGUAAAAUGUGAGCGACUGGAUGACAAACUAUGAGCGUAUGUAGUGCGCGGGUGAUUUCGCUCUCCUCUCGCGCCAGUGGUCGUCGCUCCUGCUCUCCAACUCGCUGCUGUUCAUCUCUCUGGAAUCGGGGAGAGAAAGAGGGAGUACGCUGUUUCUCUCUCCCUGCCCCAGACCCUCCUCCUCCUCCUCUGGUAGCCCGUCCAUCUCAGAACAUCGGCGGUGAGUUUUAUGGGGAGAGUGGCCGCUCCCUGCAGCGGCCCCGGCAGGAUCGUGUCCUUUCUCACCGCAGUUCCGUGCUUAUCCUGCAAACAGCAGCAGCGGCGGCGGCGGCGGCAUCGUCAGUCUGCGGCAGUGGACCGGGGCAGCAGGGGGAGCAUGAGCGAGCAGGGCAAGAGUGCCGCGUCCACGCCAGCGAGCGGGACACCAGCCCCGGGCUCGGACACGUACAAAGGCUGGCUCUUUAAAUGGACUAACUACAUCAAAGGUUACCAGCGCAGAUGGUUCGUGCUCAGCAACGGUCUGCUGUCCUAUUACAGGACGCAGGCAGAGAUGGCCCAUACGUGCCGCGGCACCAUCAACCUGGCCACGGCGCACAUCGACACCGAAGACGCCUGCAAUAUUGUUCUGAGCAGUGGGGGGCGCACUUACCAUCUGAAAGCCAGCACAGAGGUGGAGAGGCAGAGAUGGGUCACAGCACUGGAGCUGGCCAAGGCCAAAGCUAUCCGAAUGAUGAACGAUCAGUCCGAUGACUCUGCGGACGAGGAGCCCACCUCUCAGUCAGACCACAGUGAGAUCCAGGGCACUCUCAAGACUCUGGCCAGUAAGUUGGAUGACUUGAGUACAUGCAAUGACCUGAUAGCCAAGCACGGAGCGGCGCUGCAGCGGUCUCUGAGUGAGCUCGAGACCUUACGUGUGCCUCUGGAGGGAGGAGAGAAAAUCAAGGCUGUCAACGAGAGAGCCACCCUCUUUCGCAUCACCUCCAAUGCUAUGAUCAAUGCGUGUCGAGAUUUCUUGGACCUGGCUGAGAGCCACAGCCGCAGAUGGCAGCGAGUACUUCAGCAUGAGCGAGAGCAGCGCACACACCUGGAGGAGACCAUCGAGCAGCUAGCCAAGCAGCACAACAGCCUGGAACGAGCCUGGAGAGAAGCCCCCACUCACGCUGUCAACACACCCGAUACGCCCACCAUCGACACGGGAGUGAGUGAAAGGCCCAGGAAAGAGGAAGCGAGUGAUGAAGAUGAGGAUACGGAGUAUUUUGAUGCCAUGGAAGACUCACCUGCUUUUAUAACAGUGACUGCCACGGACCCCUCUCACCACAGACGUUCUCAGAGUAAUCUCAGUGGUGCUAGUGGAGGACAGCCCAGUGACUGGAACCAGGAAGACAAUUGUUCUGUGAGCAGUAAUGAUUUUUCAGGGAAAGAGCUGCAGCCUCACAGGAAGAGGCGGACCCAGAUCACAGAGAAGCCCAACUAUUCACUCAAUCUGUGGAGCAUCAUGAAGAAUUGCAUUGGCAAAGAACUCUCUAAGAUCCCAAUGCCUGUGAACUUCAACGAGCCCCUGUCCAUGCUGCAGCGCUUGACGGAGGAUUUGGAGUACCACGAGCUGCUGGAUAAGGCGGCGCGCUGUGAGAACUCUCUGGAGCAGAUGUGUCUGGUUGCAGCCUUCUCAGUCUCCUCAUACUCCACCACAGUGCACCGGACGGCCAAGCCCUUCAACCCUCUCCUGGGAGAGACCUACGAACUGGACCGCCUGGAAGAAUUCGGUUACCGUUCCCUCUGUGAACAGGUCAGUCAUCAUCCGCCUGCAGCCGCCCAUCAUGUGAUGUCACAGCGAGGCUGGACCCUGUGGCAGGAAAUCACCAUUGCUAGCAAGUUCCGUGGCAAAUACCUCUCCAUCAUGCCUCUGGGUGCGAUCCACCUACACUUUCAUGCGAGUGGAAACCACUAUGUGUGGCGUAAAGUCACCUCCACUGUGCACAACAUCAUUGUGGGCAAACUGUGGAUUGAUCAGUCCGGAGAUAUUGACAUAGUCAACCACAGGACCAAAGAGACCUGUCAGCUCAAGUUCUCUCCAUACAGUUACUUUUCAAGGGAAGUCCCACGAAAGGUCACAGGGGUGGUGAAGGACAGUGAUGGCCAGGCCCACUACAUCCUGUCAGGUACAUGGGAUGAAAAGAUGGAGAGCGCCAAGAUCGUGCAGAGUAGCAGAGGAAGCAGCAGCUCUGAGGGCAAACAGAAGACUGUCUAUCAGACGCUUACACCCAAACUGCUGUGGAAGAAAUACCCUCUACCAGAGAAUGCUGAGAACAUGUACUGUUUCUCUUCUCUGGCUUUGACUCUGAAUGAGGAAGAGGAGGGUGUGUGUUGGACAGACAGCAGGCUGAGGCCGGACCAGCGGCUGAUGGAAGCAGGACGCUGGGACGAGGCCAACGUAGAGAAACAGAGGCUGGAGGAAAAACAGAGAGCCACGAGGAGGAGGAGAGAAGCUGAGGCCUCUAAGGCCAUCGAUGAAGGACAGGACUUUGAAGGCUACAUGCCACUGUGGUUCCACCAGAGGACGGAUGAAAUGACGGGAGAGACUAUUUACGUUUAUAAGGGGGGUUACUGGGAGGCCAAAGAAAGACAAGACUGGAGUAUAAGUCCCAAUAUCUUCUGAACACGCAAAACAAUUGACUAACUCUGCAGACAGACGAAGACAAAAGAGGAAUAAACAUCAGGGCCUUGGGACUGCAGAGGUAGUGGAGACAGGUCAUGUACACCUGCGCUGUUGAUCUCUUAGAGCGUGUGUGUGUGUGUGUGUGUGUGUGUGUGUGUGUUUUGCAGCCCAAUGACGUAUAUCUUUGCUCGACUCUUAAACAGACUACUAAAAUGAGAGAACAGAAGAAUGUGCUCUCUGAAGUUCACCUCAAAGACGAGUGCGUGGGAGAAAUGCGCAGUUGAACUCUUAGCCAAGUGCCGCCCCAGUUUAUCUUCCAAAGCAAAUCAGGUUCUUUUUAUUCAAUACAACCCCAUCACAAAUGCACUUUCCUCUCUUCCCAGCAGUGAAGUACACUGGACUCAAGUCUUGUUUAUAAAGAGAUCAUAUCAAAGACGCUCCACCCCCGUCCCAUGCUGGCCUGGACAGCACAUGAAGAAGAGACUCACUCAACUCAACACAACACAGCUGCAACAUUUCUGUGAAUUGUCCGAUUGUUCAGCUUGUGUACUUCUUUUAGUUUCAUAUCAACAACAGUACCAUAUUUGGACAAAGGAAGUUCUUGUAUUCGUAUAUCUCAGGAGCACAAUCAGGCUCUUUUAUUGGACACAUAGCUAACGACUUUCUCCCUGGCUCCACCCACUUUGCAUAGCAAAUGACAGUUAAGAUUCAUCUCAUGUCUUCAGUUAGCCAAUGAACUUUAGGCAAGAAUUAAAAGAGCCCUUGUCUGUUGUAUUGGACAGUGCAGGUAUUCGGACACCCAUGAAUUGUCAUGCACAUUAAUUAGCUGCUUCCUGCAUCUGCUCAGUGGAGCCCCCAGUGGUCAUUAUCGUGUUACUGUGACUGCCACAGUACAAUGCAUAUCAAUGCAAUUAAAAAAAUAUAUAAUUUUUGUACAAUCAGGAUACUUAAUGAAUAAAUGAAUGAACGAUCAAUUAAUAAAAGUAAACAAGUCACCCGCUUGACUCACUCAGAGGACAUAGCAAACAAUCAAAAUACAAAGUGUGAUGCUGAAAACACAAGCAAACAGUUUGCUGACCUUGUUUUGUGUUCAUAGCAUGCUUGUAUUUAUUAGCAGUAGAGAAUGUAGAUUAAAACACCCAAGUGUUCCUGAUGAAGGGGAUUGCUGUAGUUCACAUUACAUUAUGGUGAUAGAUUUUUUUAAACUGGUAACAUCAGUACUCCAUGACAGAAAGACCGAAAGUUAUAAAUCAUCAGGACUCAGGAGUGAUAAAAAGGAGAUAUUUCUGUUGUUUUUCUGAGCACUUUGAAACUGUAGCCCCCAUUGUAAAGUUAUAUAACAGAAACAAAUCUACAGUAUUUCUUUUAUGUUUAGCAAGUUCUGAAGUUCUCAUUUUAUUUCUAAUUGCUGUCGAAAAUGUAGAAUUAGGCUGGAGGUCUUAUUUUGCGCUCACACCAUCAUAUGUAUUUUGUGAUAACCAUAAUUAUUAUUACUAUUAUAAAGAAAACAGAAGUAAUGAUGCCAUGUCAUCCUAAUAAUUGCUGUUUUGGUAAAAAACCUGAAUUUUAACCUAUGAUUUUAACCAAGAGGUUGACUUGUAAAUGGAUCCAGCUAGUCAAAGUUUCAUUUUUGACAAGCUGUCAAUGUAUGAUUAUAAAUGUUAAUCUUUUCUAUUAAAACUCACUGACUUGGA
This is a messenger RNA of Onychostoma macrolepis, 4443 nucleotides long. RefSeq names its product oxysterol binding protein 2b (gene osbp2b). The transcript is spliced from 14 exons. Gene Ontology annotation, molecular function: cholesterol binding. The record is from RefSeq and is a predicted model, not a curated record. Lineage: Eukaryota; Metazoa; Chordata; Actinopteri; Cypriniformes; Cyprinidae. Bases 323 to 2749 code for a protein of 808 amino acids. Gene Ontology annotation, cellular component: membrane; cytosol; intracellular membrane-bounded organelle.